AUGACGCGCGCGAAGAUCAUCUAUUUGUCUGGCGAAAUCCCUCAAGGGGACCCCGAAGGAGACCAGCGUACUUUGUUUAGAAAAUUGCAUCUAUUGAGCAAAGAGAGAAAUCACCCUAUCCUUGCGUCGGCUCUCGAGGCGAUCACUAUUGCUGUGAAGCAAGAAUGCCGGCGACUGGAGAAGUCUCAAAGGGAGUUCAUCCCUACGUUUGAGAGCGUAUUAGACCUGACCGAUAGUGUUAUUGAGCUCAGGAAGACGCCGUUAGGUGGAGCUAUUGAGCGAGUCCUUGUUCUCGUCUUCCAGUUGGGUAUCUUCAUUGCCUACCAUGAAGCUCAUCCUCUUGAAUACGAUUUUCGAUCAGAAAAUGCUGUGCUUAUCGGACGGGGGCCAGGUUUGCUCUCUGGGGCCGCCAUUGCACUCUCCCCUUCUCCGCUGUUGCUUCCAGUCAUGGCCGCUGAAAUCACGAAAGUCACAUUCCGAUUUGGACUUAUCGUAGAUCAAGUUUGUCGAUCACUCGAGGUGUCGCCUAACGAGAUCAAUGCUGAAGGAGCUUGGGUGUACUGCGCCCAUGGGGCUGAUCUAAAAGAGUCCCAACAAGCAGUAGCGGAUUUCAAUGCGAAAAAGGCGUACCCUGAGGCCAGCAUGGUGACGGUUUUCAACACCGACGAUAAAUCCGUGAGCAUUGGCGGCCCGCCGUCAACUCUCAGAUCCCUUUUCUCAGAGUCAGAAUUCUUCAAACACACGAAAAACGUUCCAAUGAGGAAGGUUCAGGGCAUGUGGCAUACUAAUAAAGCUUAUGGCCCAGAGCAUAUCAAGCAGAUUGUCGAGGGCAUCACAGUAAAUAGUCAAUUGUGCUUCCCUAUAUUCUCUCCUGUAACCGGCCGACCCUUCGAGGCGACAGAUGGUACAUCACUACUACUAGAGAUGAUGACGGAAAUUCUAACACAAAGCAUUCGAUGGGACCAGACUAUUGAUGGUGUCUCUGCGCGUUUGAAACGACUUUCACCAGACGAAGCACAGCUGUGGAGUUUACAACCUUCGCAUUAUAUGGAGAGCGUCCUCGAACGAUGGAGCACCGAGCUUCCUGCCACAACUCUAGAGCACCAGACGAUGAUGCCCGCCGUAAUAAGUCUAAAUCUGGAGCAAAGCCCACCACGCGAUGCAAAAGCAGCCAAAAUCGCCGUCAUUGGCACGGCAUGCCGAUUUCCUGGUGGCGCAGACGACACUGAGAAGUUCUGGGAGCUGUUGGUGCAGGGUCGCGACGUCCAUUCACCUGUACCAGCUGAUCGGUUCGAUGUCGCAAGUCAUGUCGACCCGACGGGAGAGAAGUCUAACACAUCCAAAACACCCUACGGCUGUUUUGUAGACAAUCCAGGGCUCUUCGAUGCUUUGUUCUUCGGUAUGUCUCCGCGUGAAGCCGAGCAGACCGAUCCCAUGCAGCGAUUAGCUCUAGUCACAGCCUGCGAGGCUUUGGAGAGUGCAGGAUACGUUCAUAGCAGAGGUAUUCACCAGCGUCGCGUCGGCACAUUCUACGGAUGUGCUAGCGACGAUUACCGUGAGGUCAACUCUGGUCAGGAUAUUGGAACUUAUUUCAUUCCUGGCGGAUGUAGAGCUUUUGGCCCUGGCCGCAUCAAUUAUUUCCUGAAGUUCUGGGGACCAAGCUACAGCAUCGAUACAGCUUGUUCGUCCAGUUUGGCAGCUAUUCAAGCUGCCUGUUCUUCACUCUGGAGCGGUGAUAUUGAUAUGGCGAUCACAGGUGGUAUGAACAUUAUCACCAACUCGGAUGUCAGCGCUGGCUUGAGCAAGGGUCAUUUUCUAUCACCUACUGGAGGGUGCAAAACGUGGGACGAGGGAGCAGACGGCUACUGUCGCGCCGAUGGUGUCGGCAGUAUCGUCCUCAAGCGACUCGAAGAUGCCGAAGCUGACAACGACAACAUUCUCGCUGUUGUUCUUGCUGCAGGCACCGACCAUUCGGCUGAGGCUGUAUCCAUCACACACCCCCACGACUUGGCACAGGCCCAUCUUUAUAACCAGAUGGUCAAACGUGCUGGUAUUGAUCCAUUGUCUGUAGGCUAUGUCGAGUUUCACGGGACAGGCACUAUCGCAGGGGAUCCAACCGAGAUGAGGUCAGUCACCAGUGUCUUUGCUAACGGGCAACCCAGAACCACAAGCCUCCAUAUUGGAUCUGUAAAAUCCAAUGUCGGGCACGGUGAGGCUGCAGCUGGUAUCAUGUCAUUUAUCAAGACCAUUCUAGUUUUCCAAAAAAGUGUUAUCCCUCCACAUGUUGGUAUCAAGACUCGGCUGAAUCCGGCUUUGCCCAAGGAUUUGGAUAAGAAAGGCGUUGUCAUUCCGUUCACGGCCACACCAUGGGAACGGAGAAGCGAUCAGAAAAGAUUGGCAAUGGUGAACAAUUUUGGAGCAGCUGGAGGAAAUACAGCAAUGAUACUGGAAGAAGCGACGCCGCGUCCAACGGUUGGCAACGACACGCGACCUACGCACCCCAUCAUCAUCUCGGCAAAGACACCAUUCUCUCUUCAAGAGAACCUCAGACGUCUCGUGGCUUUUAUUGAAACGCGACCAGAUGUCUCUAUUGCUGAUCUGUCCUACACUUUGUCUGCACGGAAGAAUCACUACAAUUACCGGGUUUCGGUACUUGCGUCUUCCCUCACGGAGGCUGCUACACUGCUUCGUCCGCAUAUUGAAACCGCCUUAGACCACUUACCUACUUCUUCCAAACAAGCACCAGUGGCCUUCGCUUUCACUGGCCAAGGGACAUUCUACAUCGGCAUUGGCGCACAACUUUACCGCGACUCUAGGCCUUUCCGGGAACAACUGGACCGACUCGACGGUAUUGGGCGACGUCAGAAGUUCCCUUCGUUCUUGCCUAUCAUCAAGAGCACCUGCAAUGUUGAAGAUGUUCCCAUAGUUUCCAUGCAUCUAGCUAUCGUGUGCGUAGAGAUCGCUCUAACACGACUCUGGGCCUUGUUUGGCGUCAAGCCAAGCGUCGUUAUAGGCCACAGCCUGGGCGAGUAUGCUGCAUUGAAUGCAGCAUGUGUCUUCUCCGAUAGUGACACUGUAUUUCUCGUCGGAACACGUGCGGCACUGCUAGAGACAAAAUGUACGCCUGCUACGCACGGCAUGUUGUCCGUUCGAGCGUCUCACGAAAAUGUCGUAAAGGCCGCCGACGGCAUUCCCUUUGAAGUGGCUUGCAUCAAUGGUCCCGAGGAAACAGUACUCGGAGGUGCACUCGCAGACCUGGAUGAUCUUGCAACCGUUCUCGGGAAAGCGGGCUACAGGACCAUAAGGCUUAAUGUGCCCCAUGCCUACCACACAAGCCAGAUGGAAGUUUUGGUGAAUGAUUUUGUCAAACUGACGCAGGCUGUUGUAUGCAAGCCGCCCAGAAUUCCCGUCAUUUCACCCCUCUACUCCAAAGUUCUUACUUCCGAAAUUGAUGUUACAUACUUGGCUAAGGCGACUCGAGAUACAGUCGACUAUGUUGGUGGACUCAAUGCCGCUUGGACAUCUGGCGUUCUGUCGAAAUCCAGCCUCUGGAUAGAGAUCGGCCAUCAUCCUUGCUGUGUCAGCUUUAUCGCAAAGACAUUGUCAGACACUCGAUUGACGUGUCCAACAUUGAACCGAGACCAAGACAACUGGACCACGCUCGGCAAGGCACUCACUGCGUUGUACAAUGCUGGUUUGACCAUAGAUUGGACGGAGUACCAUUUACCCUUCGAGCAGGCUCUCCGACUGGUCGAUACCCCGACAUACGCGUGGGACAAUAAAAACUAUUGGAUUCAGUACAGCGGAGACUGGAAUCUGACCAAGGGACGGGCGCUGUCUGAUCCCAACUUCACCAAAGCCUUGACUCAGACUGUCAAGGGCUUCCGCACGACAAGCAUCCAUGAAAUUUGUUCGGAGAACUACACUGAAUCCUUAGCCCAGCUCGUGACUGAGUCAGACAUGACCGACCCAGCGCUCAAGGAUGUUAUCGACGGACAUGCCAUGAACAACUACGGAGUUGCAUCUUCUUUCCUCCACGCGGAUAUGGCUUUCACAGUCGCGAAACGUAUUCUUGACAAAGGGCUUCCAAACUCAGCUAACAUUGGCAUCAACGUUGCCGACUUCGAGUAUCACGAACCUGUAGUUAAGCACCGCAGCCCAACUGAAGCUCAGCCGAUCGUGGUGAGUGCCGAAGCCGAUUUAGAAAAAGGGCAAGCCCAUAUCAAAUGGUAUAAUCCCGCCAAAGGCUUGUGGUAUUGCCAUGCGUCUAUCUUCUACGAAGAUCCCUCAUCUUGGCUGUCGACAUGGUCCCGUUCAGCAGGCCUUGUGACAAGUCGUAUCGCGGCCCUGAACGAUCUGGCCGCGAGCGGUAAUGCCGAUAGAUUGACGACCAGUCUUGCAUACAGCCUCUUUGGGAAAUUAGUCGGCUACUCGGACAUGUAUCGAACAAUGAAGUCUGUGAUUCUCAACAAAGAUGAAGCCGUGGCUGAGGUGGAAUUCCCCGCCGAUACCGCGGGCUCGUGGACGGUGCCUCCCCAUUUCAUCGACGGAUGCGUGUCUCUGUCUGGUUUCAUCCUGAAUGGAGGCACCCAUUUCGAUAACACUAAAUACUUUUACAUCACGCCAUCCUGGAAAUCCAUGCGGUUUGCAAAGCCGCUCGCGCCUGGCGGCCGAUACCUAGCCUACGUCCGAAUGGUCCCUGCCGACAACAACCAUGACUUCGUUGGCGAUGUGUACAUCCUUCAAGGUGACGAGAUUGUCGGUGUCGUCGAGGCGAUUGUGUUCACACAAUGGCCCCGCAUCAUGCUGGAUCGUUUUUUCCGCCCUCCAGCUACAAAGGGCGCAUCUCAGGCUCCCGAUGUCUCUCAUGUUGCCCUCCCUCUGACUUCAUUGGGCUCGAGUGCAAUUAUGUCCAAGACGCAGUCGGUUCAGCCGUCACCCUUUGUGGGCAACCCUAAAUUCGGUACAGGUCUGUUGACUCCUCCUUCGCCAGCACGGAGCGUUCAAGCACAAGAAAGCAAGGACGAUUCAAACACAAUAGCGUCGGAUUCGGUCGUCCGCGCAUUUGAAAUCAUAGCUGAGGAGUUGGCCAUUGACGUCCGGAUGCUAACUGAUGAUGCAAACAUUUCCGAUUUCGGGCUGGACUCACUUAUGUCUCUCGUACUAUCUCAGAGACUACGUGAGGAGCUCAAGACCGAAAUCCGAGACGCUUUCUUUUUGGAAGUAUCAACUUUUGGGGAUUUGAAAACUUUGUUGGGGUAG
Messenger RNA from Talaromyces proteolyticus, 5262 nucleotides. RefSeq names its product polyketide synthase. The coding region runs from base 1 to 5262 and encodes 1753 amino acids. Gene Ontology annotation, molecular function: 3-oxoacyl-[acyl-carrier-protein] synthase activity; fatty acid synthase activity. Lineage: Eukaryota; Fungi; Ascomycota; Eurotiomycetes; Eurotiales; Trichocomaceae. The record is from RefSeq and is a predicted model, not a curated record. Gene Ontology annotation, biological process: secondary metabolite biosynthetic process; fatty acid biosynthetic process. The transcript has 5 exons.